AUGGCCAAAGACUUGAAGGACCUGGAAGGCUUCUGCCCCACUCGUCUUCCUCUUGAAUGGGAUCUCUCUGACCACGAGCUCACCGACAAAUUCUUUGCAGAUCAUUACGCCGCUAUCGUGUCGAAUGUGAAGCUUCACGUUGACGACAUGUUCAGGGUCGGUGGCCUUCCGCUCCAAGGGUCCGUCUGGACCAUUUAUACUGAACGCAAGAACCGCGACUUGGAGCAUAUCAUCCGAGCGAUUGCCCGGCCAAACCCCUCAGACCCGAACCCCUGGGAUGAGUUGAUGGUGUGCAACGAGAAGCGCAUGGCAGUGAUGCGGGCGGUCUUCAUGAAGAUCUACUCAGAACAAUUGUUCUCCAUGCAGCUCUUCGGAGCAGACGAUACGCAAAGGCAAACACUCGUGCGCCAGGAUGAAGAGUUUAUUGGGCAUGAAGCAUGGCUCGCUGUCAAUGUGCGAAUGUCCCCCACUAUCCUCAAUUUCGACUGGAAACUCCCGGGCGAACGCUACCUCCCAAACCAGGUCGAGGUCUAUCCGGAAGUGUACACGAAGCACCGAAUCGAGAUGACAGAACGCGAGUCGAGCAAAGGAUCUCGUUAUGGGAUGGCUCACCCGGGAUGUAAGAAUCCCAAACCACCAACGAGAACUGCCAGAGUCAUGAUAUCGGUGGUGCCUCUUGUGCAGAGAAUCAGUCUUGUCGCCAGCAAUAAUAGCGAGGAACCACUUGGUUUCCAAAAGGCAACUCUGAUCGCACCCAGGGUUGUCUAUUAUCACGGGCUCAACAACGACCAAGACGACGCGGCCCAGUUCAAAGAAGGCCCCCCUAGAUACUCAACCAGUAGUUUCUUGGUGCGAGCAGUCUGCGUCUACUCCGGUUUCUGUGUUGUGAUAUUGGUCAUUGGCUCGCUAAUCCGGCUGCCCUACUCCGAGAACCUCAGGAACUUGCUCAAAUGA
Colletotrichum graminicola M1.001 is the source of this 954-nucleotide messenger RNA. RefSeq lists its product as uncharacterized. The transcript is spliced from 2 exons. The record is from RefSeq and is a predicted model, not a curated record. The coding region runs from base 1 to 954 and encodes 317 amino acids. NCBI's taxonomy places the organism in Eukaryota, Fungi, Ascomycota, Sordariomycetes, Glomerellales, Glomerellaceae.